GUCAAUCUCACCUAUUUUUUCUUUUCUCAGAAACCUCUCUCUCUCUCUCUCUUCAACUUGCCAAGAAAUAUCAUCUUUUUAUUUUCUUUUUCUGUUUCCUUUAUAAUUAACCCUGUUUGAACUCAAAAGGCAAAGCUUAUCCCUCUCUCGUUACUUACAGUGGAUAUGGAUAAUCUAUUGGGAAAGAGUAGCAGAAAGGCCAAACCCAAGAAAAAGCAGCCUAUGAAAGUCGUCUACAUAUCUAAUCCCAUGAAGUUCAAGAUUAGCGCAUCUGAAUUUAGGGCCCUGGUGCAGGAACUCACUGGCCAGUACUCUGAAUUGCCUGCCGACCCAAGUAAGCGCAUCGUGGAUAGCUCUGAUGAUCAUGUCGGUGGUGGCAAUCACACGGUUCUGGAUCAUGCAUCAUCAAAAACUGAUGAUGAUUAUGAUGUUGAUAAUCAUGCACUAGAUCAGGUCCCCACAGUACUGGAUCUUAGUGGCAAGCAGCAGCAACUGCCUGCAGAAAGACAAGAUGAUGAUGAUUAUGAUGCUUCAUUGUUUGAAUCAUCACCUUUUGAUGAUUAUUUCAUGCCUCAAAUGCUUGAGAAUUUCUAUCAACAGGGUUAGUGUCUUCAGGUUCUUUUACUGUAUAAAUAAAUUUACCAUGUGGAUGUGCUAAGAAUCAUGAAGCUGCUGCUACUGCUGCCCUUGAUAAUUCAGAUGUAAUUAAAUUUUAGUAAGCUCUCUGUCUCUGUCUUUCUUUUGGCCUAACUUUCCUUUUCCAAGGCGGUUGAGGUUUAAUUCCGGCGUCACUCCUGAAAUGGUCUCACUUUAUUAUAGCGAUCAUUUCUAAGAUGGUCUCGCCUCAUUAGGCCGCCUAGUUAGUUUUUAAAUAUAUAUAUAUAUAUAUAUAUAUAUAUAUUUAUUAUCUUA
Messenger RNA from Ricinus communis (castor bean), 912 nucleotides. RefSeq lists its product as uncharacterized. The coding region runs from base 166 to 606 and encodes 146 amino acids. The transcript has a single exon. The record is from RefSeq and is a predicted model, not a curated record. Lineage: Eukaryota; Viridiplantae; Streptophyta; Magnoliopsida; Malpighiales; Euphorbiaceae.